AUGUUUUCAGGCUUUGGUUUCGGUAAUACUGGCUCUGUUCCUAUUCCUCAGGAAUUUGAGGAUUUUUUCAGAUGCUACCCUAUUGCUAUGAUGAAUGAUAGAAUAAGGAAAGAUGAUGCCAAUUUUGGUGGCAAGAUAUUCUUGCCACCUAGCGCCCUAAAUAGGCUAUCAAUGCUGAACAUUAGAUACCCCAUGCUAUUCAGGCUUACGAGUAAUGAAAGUGGUAAAGUAACACACGGUGGUGUUCUAGAAUUUAUUGCUGAGGAAGGAAGAGUUUAUUUACCGCAAUGGAUGAUGGAGACCUUAAAUGCACAGCCAGGCUCACUUAUGAAGAUUAACUCCACUGAUGUUCCUUUAGGACAGUUUGUGAAGAUUGAGCCUCAAUCUACAGACUUCUUAGAUAUAACUGACCCCAAGGCUGUCCUGGAGAACGUGUUACGGAACUUUUCAACAUUAACGAUUGAUGAUAUUAUCGAAAUUAGUUAUAACAACAAAACUUAUAGAAUAAAGGUCUUGGAGGUUAAACCGGAAUCUGCAGCCAAAAGUAUAUGUGUUAUAGAGACUGAUUUAGUAACUGAUUUUGCCCCACCAGUGGGAUAUGUAGAACCUGAUUAUAAGGCGCUGAAGGCAGAACAGGAUGCGAAGAGAAAAUCAGCAGCCAUAGAUCCUGUUAAACAUAGUCAAGGAAGUAUGGCUACCAGAAUAAAUUACUCUAAUAUCUUGAAUUCCACAGAUUCAGAGACUAUUCGUUUUGCAGGUGAAGGGCAAAAGAUAUCCGGAAAGCCUAACAAAACUAGUAAAGGAAAACAGGAUAUAAGCGAGAUCAAGAUAUCACUCGAUAGUGAGCCAGCGAGACUUGAUUUACCUGAAGGCCAACUUUUCUUUGGUUUUCCAUUAGUACUACCUAAGGAUGAAAAUGCCGACGAAGAAGAGAAUGACAAGAAGGUGUUUAUUGGGGAAGGGCAAUCAUUAAGAAAGAGUAAGAAGUCAAAGAAAUGA
Nakaseomyces glabratus is the source of this 999-nucleotide messenger RNA. It is a transcript of the gene UFD1, whose product is annotated as polyubiquitin-binding protein UFD1. Gene Ontology annotation, cellular component: VCP-NPL4-UFD1 AAA ATPase complex. NCBI's taxonomy places the organism in Eukaryota, Fungi, Ascomycota, Saccharomycetes, Saccharomycetales, Saccharomycetaceae. Gene Ontology annotation, molecular function: polyubiquitin modification-dependent protein binding. The record is from RefSeq and is a predicted model, not a curated record.